This is a messenger RNA of Rosa rugosa (rugosa rose), 1140 nucleotides long. Its product is annotated as F-box protein CPR1-like. The transcript has 2 exons. Bases 16 to 1140 code for a protein of 374 amino acids. Lineage: Eukaryota; Viridiplantae; Streptophyta; Magnoliopsida; Rosales; Rosaceae. Gene Ontology annotation, molecular function: protein binding. The record is from RefSeq and is a predicted model, not a curated record.
UUGGAAUUUGAAGCAAUGAUUGACCAUUUCCCUCCGGUAAUCUGUCAAGAAAUCCUCUUUAGACUGUCCCCGAAGUGUUUGAUUAAAUGCACCUUGGUAAGCAAGUCAUGGAGAUCUAUGAUUAAAAAUCAAAACUUCAUUCGCGGCCACCUCAGUUUCAAUAACCGGUGUGGCACUCCCCUUCUACUACUCCACUGUAUUACAAGAGAUAGUUGCCACACCUAUGGCUACAAAGUUUUCAUAAAUGAGGACACACCAAGGCAUGAGCUUUACUCUUUGCGUCAUGAUAACUCUGCUUUUCAUGAGUACUGGGCAGGAGGUAACAUCUUCGUUAUAUGCAACCCGCUAAUAAGAAAGUUAGUGACCCUUCCCGAGCCUAACAUUAGUUUCGAAAGUAAUAAUAAUGCUACUAUUGGGUUCGGGUUUGAUGCCGCGACCAAUGACUAUAAGGUUGUGAGACUUGUCCCUGAUGAUCCAAAAAGGAAAACUUUCGCUGAGGUUUAUUCACUAGCUAGGGGCACAUGGACCGAUCCACGUCAUGUUGCUGGUGUAUCGGAAAUGCAUGCAUGCACACCCCAGGCUUUUGUUAAUGGGACUCUUCAUUGGCAGGCAGUACGUGGGCCAAAUGGUGCUGGUUACCACUUCAUUUUGACAUUUGAUGUGGGCAGCGAAUCAUUUUCUGAGAUAAUGAUGCCAGAGAGUUUCACAUCGAGCAUGUUGAUGAGAUUUCAAUCUCAACUGUCUGUUACAGGAGAUGGGAAAUCCAUUGCUUUAUUCUCGAGGUGCCCUGACUUUUUCAUUCCGGCCAAUGGUGUACUUGAUAUAUGGGUAAUGAAAGAGUAUGGCAUGCCUGAGUCUUGGACAAAAUUGGCAGCUUUCCGGGGAAUAGGUCCAGAACGAAGUGUGCUCCCCAAGGCAUUAGGUUUUAUGAAAACCGGUAAACUAGUGUUGGAACUAGUUAAUGAAGAUGUCUGCCGCUGGUUUUGGCUUUAUACCUGUCCUGGGCAUGGGUUAUUCUCCAUGGAUCUUGUGAGCCAAAAUUUUAACUACCUUGGCAUUUCUGGAUACAAGUAUAACACCAUCGAUUCUUAUGAAAAGAGCCUCGUCUUACUCGACGUGGACAAUGCAGUUUCUUACUAA